AUGGACUCCCGUUCUUCUAGCCCGACCUCGGGCAUCACAUUUAACAAUGUGCAAAUUCGUGAUUCUAUUUGCGAUCCCUAUCUCGAUGCACUCGUGGAAUGUUAUAAAAACGGCAACAAUUCCAGGCUAGAUGAAAGCCACGCAAAUAGUGUUGGAAAUGUUGGUACAGAGAAUUGUGAUCCCCCAGAUCAUGACUUUAUCCAUGAAGAUAUUGUUUCCGACAACUUUGUUACAACCAACCAACCCUCAACUAUAUCCUCCACCUACAUGUACGAGCAAGAACCUUUUGACACAUACCGCACUAAAGUCAAUCAGUUGUGUAUUGAUAUAGGCUUUGGCGAACCAUCAACUAUAGAGCAUGUGGAUGGAGGAAAUUACAAUCGGGUGAUUGGCUUGUCGUUCAAAAUUGACUCUGAGAUUCAGCGACGUAUUCUACGGAUCCCGCGAAAAUGGGAUGCAUGGUCGAAACAGACUGAUAUCCAAAACCAGGCCGAAAUUAUUAUGUGGCUUCAACGAUUUGCAUUCCUUCGCGUACCUAAGGUUUUAGCCAUAGAUACGACCGCUGAAAAUUCUCUCAAACCACCAUUUGUGCUACAAGAGAGGGUUUAA
Botrytis byssoidea is the source of this 609-nucleotide messenger RNA. RefSeq lists its product as uncharacterized. Lineage: Eukaryota; Fungi; Ascomycota; Leotiomycetes; Helotiales; Sclerotiniaceae. The record is from RefSeq and is a predicted model, not a curated record. Bases 1 to 609 code for a protein of 202 amino acids. The transcript has a single exon.